This is a messenger RNA of Nicotiana tabacum (common tobacco), 1064 nucleotides long. RefSeq lists its product as uncharacterized. NCBI's taxonomy places the organism in Eukaryota, Viridiplantae, Streptophyta, Magnoliopsida, Solanales, Solanaceae. The record is from RefSeq and is a predicted model, not a curated record.
UAGUAUCUUGAGAUCUUAAAAAUUACAUGGAAAAACAACUAGAAGAGAAAGAAAAAUGCUCAGGAAAAUUAGAUUUGAGUGCUCCUCUCUUGUCAACUAGGCGUGCUAGUGAAAAGCCAUUGUCUAGCUCAAAUAUCCCACCUCAACUUUCAUUGGAAAUUUUUAACAGAGUGCCAUUUUCUUGGGAGCAAAGUCCUGGAAAACCAAAAGAAAUGUUAACAAACAUUGAAAUUGUACCACCUCCAAAAUUACCACCAUGCAUGUGGCAUACAAGAAAAGAAGCUAUAACAAGUACUAAAGUCUACGAUGAGGUCUAUAUUGACAACGAUGAUCAUGACGAUGAUAACGAUGUUAGAAAUGACAACCAUGAUGUUUUCUCAGAUGCUCUUGAUGUUUUUUCAUUAGGGGAGUCGAUAGACGACAUGAUUGAAACAGAACAUAGAAAAUCAAAUACUUCAACAAAUAUGGAGGUAGUCGAGGAGUCGUACGAUUGGAGUACUAAUAAUAGGCCAUCGGUACCAAAUUUCAUUAUUCAGAGAUUUCUUCAAGAUGCAAAGGAACUAGCUAUUUCAUCUGCUUUGGAAAAUAAUAGGAAGAAUUUAUUAGAAGAUGAAGAAAUUGGUAGUAACAAAUUGCCCAAGGCAGCAUCAUGUGGGCUUGACAUGUUUUUUCCAUGGAGGAUUAAGCCUAAGCCCUGUUGUGUGAAGAAUUCAGUAGUGGCAGUUUCUCCAAGAAUGAGACCUCAAUGGAGCAACAGAGACAAGCAUGCAUCACAUGCCGAUCCAAAAUUUUAAUCGUACAUGUAUUAGAGGAGAAUUCAAGAUUUAGAGUCAAUAUGUUCAAAAUGGUCGUGAUUUGUUAUGUAUUUAUAUUUUAACUUUUUUGGAUAUCUAUAAGUGACUCGAGCUGAAAGUAGCGGAUUCAAUUGAACUCACCCGAGAUUUGCCUAUAACGUGUAGGAGCUCCAUCGAUGAAUCAUUCCUUCUUUUGUAAGUACUACCGUACCACUACGUCUUUUAUGACAAUGUAUCGACUAAAUAUAAAUAUGAAGUACUAUUUUCGCA